Chelonus insularis is the source of this 4212-nucleotide messenger RNA. RefSeq names its product wings apart-like (gene wapl). The transcript is spliced from 7 exons. The coding region runs from base 575 to 4060 and encodes 1161 amino acids. Lineage: Eukaryota; Metazoa; Arthropoda; Insecta; Hymenoptera; Braconidae. The record is from RefSeq and is a predicted model, not a curated record.
AAAAUGACUAGAAUAUUUUGAUUUUUGUUAGUUUAUAAAUGCAAGUCCCUUCACAUGUUUUCAUAUAUCAUGGUAUGUCAAAUCAAAGCGAAAAACAUCGACAGAUGGCAAAAAGUUAUGUUAUGAUUUAUAUUUUUAUAUCCGAAUUGCAUCGAUUCUAUAUAUUUAGUUUUGUUGAAUAGACGGUAGAAAGAUAUAAGUGUAGAUCAAAUAUAAAAACAUUCAGGAAAUGAUAUAAUAUCAAAUAACUAAUAAUAACAAGAAUAUAAUUUCAUUCUAAUGAGUUAGUAUAUUAGUUCUCAGAGAAAGCGUGAAAGAAAGAGAUAGACUAAAUGAAACAUGGCGUUUAUUUUUACCAUUAUAUUAAAUUUUUUUUCUGUUUAUAUAUUCCUUUGAAUUGUUUGAAUUAUUUAUUCAAAUUUUAUAAUUAGUUUUUUUUAUUAUAAUUUUUUAUUCUUUUGAAGUGUUUAAAAAGUUAAUCAUUGUAAGUGUUUAAACCUCUAAAGGUUUUGGAGUAUAACUCAAAAAAUUAUGAAGAAAUAUUAUAUGGUGAAAAUUGGAUUUUUUAAUAUCUAUGAAGUUUAAUGAUAUAAAAAUGACUUCACGAAGUUAUACGAAAUCGUAUAAUCGAAAAGUGGCUAGUGUUACGCCUAGUAGUAUUCAAUUUGAUAAGUUAUUUAGAGAAAAUAGCAACCGUCCAUCUGCUGCUAAAUCCGCAGGUACUGUUGGAAAAUGGGGUAUUACUUCAUUUACAUCCAUUCGGAGCACUAAUAUUAAUGGUCGGAAAGAAGACAUACAUAAAAUAUUUGGUUCAAAAAGAAUAAAACUUGAUUAUGGUAAUCAAAAUGCCCAAGUAAAUUCAGAAAAAGAUCCAUUCACUUUUGAUAAUGAAUUUGAAACUCGAACGACUACGUCACCUUCAAUUAAACCCAAAAAAUUCUUCAAAAGUAGAAAUGUUUUGCCUGCAACAGACGAAGCCAAACAUGAACCAGUAGUGGUCGAUAGACAAUUAUCAGAUUCACAGUUUGUUCCUGGACGCUCACGAGCUCCAAAACAGAAUCCACGGGUUAUUUCGAAACCGUCUUAUCAAAAAAUUUCAACGCAGGCACCGAUUAAAAAAGGUAAUGAAUGCGUUGAUAAUAAUACUAGUGAUGUGUCAUCACGUGAUGAUGGAAAGCCACCGAUAGUUUUGAGAAUUUGUAAGGGAACAGCUAUGCUAGUUGGUGGAGACCAAGAAGUGCAAGAAAGUGAGUCAGAUGUAUAUAAAAUCACUCAAACAGUUAGCCCAACUAAAGUAGAAAUAGAACACAAAGAUGUUUGUUCAGAAAUGCCAUCUAAAACAGAAACUAAGUCUAGAGUAAAUUCACAUUCACCAGUAGUGACUACUGUAUCAAUGCCUUUAAAUGACGAAGAAAUACCAACGCGUAGAACAACUCGUAGUCGAGCUAAAAAUCUUCAAAUAGAUCUAAAUCCACCUCCAGCACCAACUCCUACCGUGCCGACUCCAAAUCCUUCUGGACUUUCAUUGACCUUACGCAAAUCAAUAACUGACUCUAACAAUACUCUUAUAUCACAUUAUGAUAUUGUCAAGACUGAUUGUUCUACCUAUCAAAGUAAAGCCACAGUAGAGCCACUGAUUGGUCGCAGCAACCAACCACUGCCAACUACCACUCAAGAACUUAUUGAUAUUCUUUCAAACGAUACUGAUUCUAAAGCUCGGCAAGAAUCAAAUGUAGAAAAGUCUCCAGCUAUGGAGUGCGAACCGCAGGAUUGUCCUAUGGAAUUACCUGUAGAUGAUCUAAAACCAGAACCAGUGAAUCAAUGUCCUGAAUAUGAAUCAUCAUCUGAAGUUUUGAUGACAAAUGAAUCAAAUGCUUUAAAAACUGUGAAAUCAGAAGAAAAUAUUGAUGCCGAAAGACCUGUAGUAAAAACAUUAGUUGACCAAGACUGGUUUUCAGGCAGUGAAGACAGCGAAGCUGCUAGUGGUAAUGCAGAAACCGAAUUACAAACAAAUAUUUCAAGUCCAACAUCAAUAGAACAAUCAACUUCUAUUCCUCCAGUGAAGCCAAUUGCAAAAAAAGGUAGUAUUUUCAAGAGUCGCUCAACAGGAACAACGAAUGGUAAUAAACGUCGUGCUGUAUAUAAACAUAAAUGGUGUGAUAAUGAUAAAGAAUCGAAUACACUGGAGAGUAUGCCUUCUAAUAGUUCAAUUAGUAAUAUGGCUUCUGGAUCACAUGAUAAUACUAGUCCUGUUACUUGUAAUGAAUUGGAAAAUUUAAAAUUAACAAGAGUUUUAUCAUAUCCUGAACAUGAUGCUGAUUUUAGUAAUGAUGCUGACACAGUUACAACAAGUGUACGCUGUGGUAAAAAUGUCAAAGGAUUUUAUACUGUUGUUAAAAAUGUUAAAAAAGCACAUCAGAUUCAAGAAAGUGGAGAAUUCCAAGAAUUUAAUGAUGAUGUGGAAUAUAUUCUUGAUACUUUGCGUGAAAAUAAUCCAAAUGCAACUCGUUGUUUAUCAGCGAUAAGAUUAGCAAGUAAAUGCAUGGCACCAGCAUUCCGAAUGCAUGUUCGUGCUCAUGGAACUGUAGCAAAAUUCUUUAAAGCCCUUCAUGAUGCCACUAAAGAUCAAAGUCUUGGUCUAUGUACAGCCACAGUAAUGUUCGUUUUAAGCCAAGAUCGAUUAGCUAUGGAUUUAGAUCGUGAUUGUUUAGAAUUGAUGCUGAGUUUAUUGGAGUCAGAUGCAAGCCAUAAAGAUGCUCUUGACGAUUGUGGAUUGAGUCGAGCUGAAUUAUUGAAAAACAAAGAAAAAGUACGUCAAUUGUGUGCUGAUAUCCAAGCUCAAGGUCACGCUAAACAUCUUAAUUUGGAUAAUAUUACUGUUGGUCAACUGGCAAUGGAGACUUUGUUAAGUUUGACCUCAAAACGUGCAGGUGAAUGGUUUAAAGAAGAACUUCGAGAACUUGGUGGACUUGAACAUAUUGUUAAAACUAUAACAGAUUGUUAUCGUUAUAUUGAAGCAAAUGACAGUACAAGGACUGAGUGGUCUGAACCACUUCUUGACAAAUUGAGAAAAGUUGAUAGAUGUCUUCGAGUUUUAGAAAAUGUAACUCAUAUGAAUGAAGAAAAUCAAAUAUAUUUGCUUAAUUACCAAGAUGGUAUAUUAGUCAAUACUAUGGCUAAAUUGUAUGACUUAUGUGGUAGGGAAAUCCCUAAUCAUCCAACAAUGGACAUUAGUGAUAAAACUUCAACUGGAGCAGUUAUUCGAGAAUGUAUUUUUGCUGUUCUUAAAGUUCUUAUCAAUCUUACUCAUCGUUUCAACCGUCAAUCAUUUGGCAGUAAAACUGUCGGGUCACAGAAUAAUCUCAUUAAUUGCAGCUUGAAUCUCAUAUUACAUGUGCCCGCAUCGUUACCAGAGGAAAAACGAUUUGAUAUGAUAAUGUUAACACUCAUUCUUUUGAUAAAUCUAGUGGAACAGUGUGAUGAUAAUAAGAAACUACUUAUUGAAUCAUCAGCUUCAUCUUGCCAAGAUAACUUUUUCAAUCCUCAAGAAGGAGGAGUUGAAGCACUUAUUGAUUUGUUUUACAAACAAGAAGAAAUGGCCAGAGGUGAAGAACAGAAAACUGAUGCCAUUUUAGAUGGAAAGAAAGAUACUGAACAACCAGAAACUGUUGCAAGCAGUGCAAAAACUCAAGAAGAGUUUAUUGAAGAAACCGUAGCCAAACUUUUACAAAAGGCCGGCCGUCAUAUGGAACACACUCUUAUCGGCGCAUACGUUGUACUUCUUCUAGGCUACUUGAUUAUGGAUAACAAAGAAUAUGAACUACGUGUUCGUAAUAAACUCGCUGGUAACAACUUUGCCACGAUGGUAGCUGUUUUACAGAAAUUUUAUAAUUUCAUGAAUUUAACAGCAUCAAAUGAAGCAAGUAGUUGCGGAAUUGCUGCAACUGACAAAGUAAUUAAAUUUUUAAAACUAUCAGACGCUAAAAUUGAAGAAGAAAAACACGCAUUACCAUUACCAGCAUUAGAUGAUUCUUCGAUCAUGUUAGACUUAUCAUCCUGAUCACAAUAUUAUGAAAACAUUUAAACUUUGUUUUGAAUUAAUCAACUAGACGGUUUAAUAACCAUAAGAAUUUCUUUUUAAUUAUUCCACUGUAUACAUUAUUUAUUGUAAAAUUUUCCUUAAUGUUCGUAAUGACUUGAUUUAUUUUUUAA